GACGCGAGGGCCCCUCCGGCCUGGCCCCCAGGCCUGCGGGCACCGCCAAGAUGGCAGACCUGGAGGCGGUGUUGGCGGACGUCAGCUACCUCAUGGCCAUGGAGAAGAGCCGGAGCUCCCCGGCGGCCCGGGCCAGCAAGAAGAUCGUCCUCCCGGAGCCCAGCAUCCGCAGCGUGAUGCACAAGUAUCUGGAGGAGAGAGGAGAACUGACCUUUGACAAGGUUUUCAGUCAGAAGAUUGGAUUCCUCUUGUUCAGAGACUUCUGCCAGACCGACAUCGAGGAUGGCGUUCCGCAGCUGAAGUUCUACGAAGAGAUAAAAGAAUACGAGGAGCUUGACUCCGAGGAGGAGCGUCUCAUCAGGAGCCGGCAAAUCUACGACGCCUACAUCAUGAGGGAGCUGCUGUCUUGCUCGCACCCGUUUUCAAAACAAGCCAUCAGCCAUGUCCAGUCCCGCCUCGCCAAGAAGCAGGUCCCGGCCAACCUUUUCCAGCCCUACAUAGAAGAAAUCUGUGAUAGCCUGCGAGGAAGCAUCUUCCAAAUGUUUCUGGAAAGUGAUAAGUUUACAAGAUUUUGCCAGUGGAAAAAUGUAGAGCUGAAUAUUCAUCUGACCAUGAAUGACUUCAGCGUCCAUCGGAUCAUUGGGAGAGGGGGCUUUGGAGAGGUCUACGGCUGCCGCAAAGCAGACACGGGGAAAAUGUAUGCAAUGAAAUGUUUGGACAAGAAGAGGAUCAAGAUGAAACAAGGGGAAACGUUGGCCUUGAACGAGCGGAUCAUGCUCUCCCUUGUCAGCACUGGGGACUGUCCCUUCAUCGUGUGCAUGACAUAUGCCUUCCACACGCCUGACAAGCUGUGCUUCAUUCUGGACUUGAUGAAUGGUGGAGAUCUGCACUACCACCUCUCCCAGCAUGGGGUGUUUUUGGAGAAGGAGAUGCGCUUCUAUGCUACCGAGAUCAUCCUUGGUCUCGAGCACAUGCACAGCCGCUUCGUGGUCUACCGAGACUUGAAGCCAGCAAAUAUUCUUCUGGACGAACAUGGUCACGUGAGGAUAUCUGACCUGGGUCUGGCGUGCGAUUUCUCCAAAAAGAAGCCCCACGCCAGCGUUGGAACUCAUGGCUACAUGGCUCCAGAGGUGCUGCAGAAGGGGACGGCGUACGACAGCACUGCCGACUGGUUUUCCCUAGGGUGCAUGCUCUUCAAGCUCCUCAGAGGGCACAGCCCUUUCCGGCAGCACAAGACCAAAGACAAGCACGAGAUCGACCGCCUGACGCUCACCGUGAAUGUGGAAUUGCCGGAUUCCUUUUCUUCCGAACUCAAGUCUGUCUUGGAGGGGCUUCUCCAGCGAGACGUCACCAAGAGGCUUGGCUGCCAAGGUGGUGGUGCCCAGGAAGUCAAAGUGCACCCUUUCUUCCAAGGGAUCGAUUGGCAGCAUGUUUACCUGCAAAAGUACUCCCCACCUCUGAUUCCCCCGAGGGGAGAAGUGAACGCGGCAGAUGCUUUUGACAUCGGCUCCUUCGAUGAAGAAGACACCAAGGGCAUUAAGCUGCUGGAGAGCGACCAAGAGCUGUACAAGAACUUUCCCCUGGUGAUUUCUGAGCGCUGGCAGCAGGAGGUGGCUGAGACGGUCCAUGAGGCGGUGAAUGCUGACACAGACAAAGCGGAGAUGCGGAAGCGGGCGAAGAACAAGCAGCUGGGCCACGAAGAGGAUUACGCCCUGGGCAAGGACUGCAUCGUGCACGGCCACAUGCUGAAGCUGGGGAACCCCUUCCUGACGCAGUGGCAGCGGCGCUACUUUUACCUCUUCCCGAACCGGCUGGAGUGGCGAGGGGAGGGGGACUCCCGGCAGAAUCUGCUGACGAUGGAGCAGAUUCUCUCCGUGGAGGAAACGCAGAUCAGGGACAAACGGUGCAUCUUGCUCAGGAUCAAAGGCGGGAAGCAGUUCGUCCUCCAGUGUGAGAGCGACCCCGAGUUGGUGCAGUGGAAGAAGGAGCUGACGGAGGCGCUCAUGGAGGCCCAGAAGCUGCUGCGGAGGGCCCCCAAGCUCCUGAAUAAGUCCUGUUCCGCGGGGGUGGAGCUCAGCAAGCCCCCCCUGAGCCACAGGAACAGCAACGGCCUGUAGCGGCUUGUGGGAAGGAGACCAGCUGGCGGGCCUUGGUCACCCUGUGGCCCAGCUGUCCCCUCUUCUGGGCGAAGGGCAGAGCCCGGGGCAGUGCUGGGCAGGGAGGAGUGGAAGGGGCACUCGCCCACCAGGCGACGCAACCCAGAGGGAAAAGCUGCAGCACAGCCUGGAGGAGCCGAGCCAUCUGGCCCUGCCAUCGGAGGUGGCGACCGCCUGCUGAGAUUUGGGGCCCAGGACAGGGAUGGCGCUCUGGACCUUCGGGGCACGGUGAUUCUUCCCCGGCUGGGUCCACCUGCCGCAGAAGAGGCCUGGGCCCCAGGCCCCACUGGGGUGUUCUCUUCACACGCUCUGAGCAACUGAACCUGACAUGUUUCGUGUGGCUUCCAGUUUUGUGCUGCUGCUACUGCUGCUUUUUAGGCAAAAGUGACUCUGGACUCUCGCCUCGUCUCCCACCCAUCUUGCCAGCCUCUGCCGCGGGUUCUGCUCCUUUGAUCUGUGGCUGGACUGGUGCAAGUAGAAGCUUUGCUGGGGAGAAAUGAGUGAUUGUGCACUUUUUUGUGUGUCUGUCUGUCUGUCUGUCUUCCUCUUCUUACACAAGUGGUGCCACGGGAGAGGCACACGAGCACUCUCAUGACUGUUCGCCGUCUCCAGUGGUUUAGUGGCACUUUAAGAACACGUCCUAG
Candoia aspera is the source of this 2800-nucleotide messenger RNA. RefSeq names its product G protein-coupled receptor kinase 3 (gene GRK3). Gene Ontology annotation, molecular function: G protein-coupled receptor kinase activity; G protein-coupled receptor binding; ATP binding. Lineage: Eukaryota; Metazoa; Chordata; Lepidosauria; Squamata; Candoiidae. Gene Ontology annotation, biological process: desensitization of G protein-coupled receptor signaling pathway; protein phosphorylation; G protein-coupled receptor signaling pathway. The record is from RefSeq and is a predicted model, not a curated record. The transcript has 21 exons. Bases 51 to 2117 code for a protein of 688 amino acids.